ACACAACUCAUCACUCUCUCUCAUAUAUCCCCCAAAUUAUAGAUUAAAUAGAUACAAUCAAUACACACAGUAGAAACACACUUGACUAAACCCUAAUUUUCUGCCCUUCGAUUUUUGUCAAUUAAGCUCGAAUCGAAGUUCGAAAAUGCCUCCGAAAGCAGCGCCCAAAGCAUCGAAAACAGAGAUUGCGAAGAAGCAAAAAUCAGUGGAAGACAAGACGUUUGGGCUUAAGAACAAGAAUAAGAGCAAAAAUGUUCAAAAAUAUGUUAAAUCCAUUGAAGCUUCUGCUAUUCCCAAGCCUGAUCCUUCUAAACUCGCUGCAAAGAAAAAGAAAGAUGAGGAGAAGGCGAGAGAGAAGGAGUUGAAUGAUUUGUUCAAGAUUGCUGUUGUUCAACCGAAAGUGCCAGUUGGGGUUGAUCCAAAGUCGAUUCUCUGCGAGUUUUUUAAAGCUGGUCAGUGUGGAAAGGGUUACAAGUGCAAAUUUUCGCAUGAUUUAAAUAUACAGCGGAAGGGUGAGAAAAUUGACAUAUAUAGUGACAAGCGCGAUGAAGACACCAUGGAUGAAUGGGAUCAAGAGAAACUCGAGAAAGUUGUUGAAUCCAAAGGAAAAGAGUACAACCAGAAUAAACCCACUGACAUUGUUUGCAAGCAUUUUCUGGAUGCAGUUGAAAAGAAACAAUAUGGUUGGUUCUGGUCUUGCCCCAAUGGGGGAAAAGAGUGUAUGUAUAGACAUGCCCUUCCUCCAGGAUAUGUGCUGAAGUCUCAGAUGAAGGCACUUCUCGAGGAGGAGUCUAAUAAACUUGCUAUUGAGGAUGAAAUUGAAAAUCAGCGUGCAAAAGUAACCACCACAACUCCGAUUACUACCGAGAUCUUCUUUCAGUGGAAAAAGAAAAAGGUGGAUGCAAAAGAAGCUGGAUUGGCUGCACAGCAAGCAGAGAGAGCAAAGAAUGACCGUAUGAGUGGUCGUGAGUUAUUUCUUGCACAUGCUAGCUUGUUUGUGGAUGAUGAAGAUGCUGCUGAAUAUGAGAAAUUUGAAAGGGAAGAACCUAAUAUUCCUGAACAGAAGGCUCCAAACAAUGCAUCUUCAUCUCAACCAAGCACUUCAAGUGUAGCCACGAAGUCUGAAGAAGUGAUUUCUGAUAUUGAUGAUGAUGACGAUGAGCUUGACCUGGAUGAGUUGAAUGAACUCGAAGCUAGUUUGUCUAGAACAUCUCUUCAAAUCCGAGAGCCUGGUCAGCAGGCUGUGUCUUGAAAAAUAGGUAAUAGAAUUUCUCUUCUGCCAAGUGCUGAUUUAAACUACAGUUGGAAGAAGAGGGUUGACACUUGAAUUAGAAGAGUCUAUCUGAUCAAGAAUUGGGUUAUUGCAGCUUGGGGUUUUACUCGAGUCAUUGCAUAUUUUUUCGGCAUGAGGCAGAACCCAGAAUUUGAGCCCAUUUUUGCCAUCAGUGCUUUCUAGUGUCAAGUGGUACUUGUGUUUUAAGUGUUUCCUGUAGUAAAUGUGUAUUGUUGGAUUUCUCAUCAAUCUUUAUAAUUAAACUUGAGAAUAUUUUGGAUGGAACCUCCUUCAAACAGAAUUACUGAGGUUAUGUUCUA
Molecule: messenger RNA, 1593 nt
Organism: Daucus carota subsp. sativus
Lineage: Eukaryota; Viridiplantae; Streptophyta; Magnoliopsida; Apiales; Apiaceae
Product: zinc finger CCCH domain-containing protein 11
Exons: 8
Coding region: 146-1252 (368 amino acids)
Biological process (GO): cytoplasmic translation
Cellular component (GO): cytosol
Molecular function (GO): metal ion binding; mRNA binding
Source: RefSeq, a predicted model, not a curated record